This is a messenger RNA of Paramormyrops kingsleyae, 1544 nucleotides long. It is a transcript of the gene msx3, whose product is annotated as muscle segment homeobox 3. Gene Ontology annotation, cellular component: nucleus. Lineage: Eukaryota; Metazoa; Chordata; Actinopteri; Osteoglossiformes; Mormyridae. Gene Ontology annotation, molecular function: DNA-binding transcription factor activity, RNA polymerase II-specific; RNA polymerase II transcription regulatory region sequence-specific DNA binding. The record is from RefSeq and is a predicted model, not a curated record. Gene Ontology annotation, biological process: embryonic morphogenesis; regulation of transcription by RNA polymerase II.
UCAGGAUCUUUUAGGGCUGGAAGUUGGACGCUGCAGACGCAAAGUUCGGAGUCUCUGGGUAAAAGACGCAACGCCCCGCUGUUCGGGACUGUCAACGAUAUACUCUAUAGGUGUAUGGCCCCGUAUUCCCAUACUAUGAAUACUGUCAAAGGGUCUCUUCCCCAAAAGAUAAAAGUAUACGAAAAGGAAGAUCCCGGACGAGAAAACUUCGAAGUAAAAGAUAUGGCAACUUCUAAAAGCUGCAAGGAAAAGGCGUCUAGCCUUCCUUUCAGUGUCGAGUCGCUAAUUUCGGACAAAGCUGUGUGUCGGAUUCAGUGUUCACCAACUAAGCCAGGCACCGAGCAACAACUACCACAAACAUCACAGAAGAGAGUUUGUUCAGAGAGAAUUUCAGUGGAGAGUGUUACUACAUUAUCGGACUGCAAGAAAAAAGAAAGCGAACAUCUCAGUGAUAGCGACCAAAGGUCUUGGCUUCAGACAUCUUACUCCGCAUCUUCACGACACUCGAGUCCACCCCCAUGCACCCUCAGGAAGCACAAGAACAACAGAAAACCGAGAACUCCGUUCACGACGUCUCAGCUGUUGGCCCUGGAGAGAAAGUUCCGGCAGAAGCAGUACCUUUCCAUAGCGGAGAGAGCAGAGUUUUCAAAUUCACUGAACCUCACUGAGACACAAGUCAAGAUCUGGUUCCAAAACAGAAGAGCCAAGGCAAAGAGACUUCAGGAGGCAGAGCUGGAAAAACUUAAACUUGCGAGCAAGCCGCUGGUACCUGCGUUUGCGUUUCCUUUCCCUCUGGGCACCCCAUCACUCUACGGACCUUCUGGCUCUUUUCAAAGGCCCACCUUACCGGUCCCCGGACUAUUCACCGGACCAGUAACAUACGGCAUGUAUUAUUUGUCAUAAGUAGGAAAUUCGCGUUGAUUGAUUUCGCCCCAUUAGAAAACUACACCUAUACGGAACGCACUAACUCCCAAACGCGAUUAAUGCCGGCCGUAAAAUACUAGACAGCACGUGUUUUUAUCAUAAUUUUUUUUUACAAUUUGCUGAAAUUUUAAAUACAUUCUAGAAAUAAUUUUAGCAGAAAUUAAUUUCUGAAAUAACUGUAUAUUGAAUCACUAAAUUAUGAGGUGCUUUGUUAAAAAAUCUUAAUCAUUCGUAUUUUUAUGCCCAGCUCGUGGUGAUUUGGAAUACCAUUCGAGCAUAGAUCGUUUACUGAAAUAUUUUUAUAUACAUUUUAUAUAUUAAAAACUCAACGCAGUUCGCAACCGAAUGCCUAGUUCUUCCACAUUACCAUGUGCCUAAGAGAUUUAAGCAUUUUAAAACAUUUAAGUUGCUGCCAAAAAGUGAGUUUAAAAUUAAGACGCUCCUAUUGAAUUUAAGAGCCGCUGACAAUUUAAAUACCAUGGUUUGUAUGAAUGUCACCUGUACUCCACCAUUUUUGAUAUACCCUUGUUUCACUGGUUUACUGUUUGAAUACCGAGAUGGAUGAACCAAACACUAUUUUUUUCACAGGACACUGCUAGGAUUAACUCCGAUAGCUAUGU